Messenger RNA from Diatraea saccharalis (sugarcane borer), 1143 nucleotides. The record is from the annotation of a GenBank genome assembly. Lineage: Eukaryota; Metazoa; Arthropoda; Insecta; Lepidoptera; Crambidae.
AUGUCCCUGGAGAAGAGUAGCUACGCGGAGGUGAACACGACCCGCGAGGAGGGCUACGACAUAUCGUUCAGGUUCAAGACGACGCUGGGCAGCGGCCUGCUGGCGAUGGGCCGCGGCCUCACCUACUUCUUCCUGGAGCUGUCCAACGGCCGGCUCAACUUGCACUCCAGCCUCCUCAACAAGUGGGAGGGAGUCUUCAUCGGCUCCAACCUCAACGAUAGCAACUGGCAGAAGGUGUUCGUGACCAUAAACUCGUCGCACCUGGUGCUGGCGGCCAACGAGGAGCAGACGAUCUACCCGAUCAGCCAGAACGAGGCGUACAACUCGUCGGUGACGUCGUUCCCCUCCACUCGGCUGGGCGCGCCGGGCUCCUCCUACGCGACGCUCACGCACGGGCCCAACUUCUUCGUGGGCUGCGUGCAGGACGUCGUCGUCAACGGACAGUGGGUGCUGCCGGACGACGACGCCAACGACACGUCGUCGGAGGCGGACACGGAGCCCAGCGUGGAGGGGGGCGCGGAGGCGGGCGAGGGUGGCGAGGGCGCGGAGGUGGGCGGGGGCGGGGGCGGGGCGCAGGCGUUGCACGGCGUGACGGCGCGCUGCCCGCGGCGGGCGCAGUGCGCGCCCAACCCGUGCCGCUCGGGGGGCGCGUGCGAGGACCGCUGGAGCUCGUUCCUGUGCGCGUGCCCGCGGCCGUACCUGGGCGCCACGUGCCAGUACAACUACACGGCGGCCACGUUCGGCCACGAGGCGGCCGCGCCGCGCUCCGUGGUGGCCGUGGCCGUGGCCGCCGCCGCGCGCCGCGCCGUGCACGCCGCCCUCGACAUCUCCAUGUUCGUGCGCACGCGCAAGCCCACCGGGCAGAUAUUCUAUCUCGGCUCGCUGCCCAGGGAGGGCGCGGAGGAGACGCAGGUGAGCGCGUCGCUGUUCGGCGGCGAGCUGCUGGUGCACCUGCGCUUCAACCAGACCUCCGAGAACUACACCGUGGGCGGCACCAGGCUCGACAACGGGUACCUGCACCUCAUACAGGUGGUACGGAACGCGACGCUGGUGCAAGUGAAGUUGAACGGGACCGAGUACUUCCGCAAGUCCAUCUCCGCGGCUAAACAACUGGACGCCGAGGUUACUAUGCCAUAUGAAUGA